AUUUUCAUGAGGUCAUCAGCACGCGCCCAUUUCAUACAGCGAUCUAGGAUUUUACUGUGAAUGUGCACAAUACUGCUCGAUCAUAGCUAGGCUGAAAAAUAGACUUUAUCUUCUCUAAACAAAGCAACGUUAAAGUAAUAUUAAAAACGCUGAGUAGGAAUGGACUCUACUGAGGAAAACAGUGCUUCCAAUUCAGAGGAAAAAAGUAACGUGAGUAUGUCUGCUGCACAAAGGAGAGCUGAAAUUCGCAGACGAAAACUGCUAAAGAAUCCCGAAGAGAGGCUAAAUAGGAUAGUGGGAUAUACUAACAAAGACGGAGAAACCAGUCAAUCACCCAAGCGUGUGGUAGAGCCACGGUUCCACCUGGACCUGGACGGAAGCCAGUCCUCCUGGACCUCCCCUCUUGUCACCACUAAAAGACUCUCCCCGUUUGUGUCUGACCCCAACGACACCCCGGAGCGAAGAGGCUCUCCCCUUCCCGAUACGAGCGAUGAUCUGAGCAGCGGCGCACUACUGGACGACGACCUGGUCGGAGUCGUCAGACAGCGGCCGCGGGGAGAGCUGGCUGCGGACGACCAUCCCCGUGGAUCCCCUCACAAGGGUUUUCAGAAGUAUCUGUCUCGCUUUGACGAUGCCAUGAAGCUCAAGGGUCAACUGGCUAGUGAGAAAGCUGCCCAGGAGAGCAGCUCAGACACAGAGGAGCUGGACUCCUUCAGGCUCUUUCGUCUUGUUGGGAGUGUUCUCCUGGCAGUGUUUGUCAGAGUCUUUGCAUGCAAAUACUUGUCCAUAUUUGCACCAUUCCUCACUCUGGAGCUGGCAUACAUGGGGUUGCACAAAUAUUUUCCAAAGGUGGAGAAGAAGGCCAAGACCACCGUGCUGACGGCUGCUCUCCUGCUGUCCGGUAUCCCGGCUGAGGUCAUCAAUCGCUCCAUGGACACGUACAGGAAGAUGGGAGACGUGUUCGCUGACCUCUGCGUCUACUUCUUCACCUUCAUCCUCAGUCAUGAGCUCCUGCUCCUGUUUGGUUCAGAGAUGCCUGUGGAAUCUUAGGCCUGUGUGUGUGUCUGUCUAUCUGUGUGUGUGGGUGGGUGGUCAGUAAUGCCUGAGGGAUCUUGGGCGUGUGUGGUGUGUGUGUGUGUGGGGCCAGUGCUAUUGGUUGAGGCCAGCCCUGGGUGUCCCCUACCCUGCUCUGCCCUGCCCCUUCUUUCCAAUGUUACCUGUCUUUUCAGUGGACUGCUGUUACUGGAGAUGGGACCACGACCACAAAAUAUCACUGUCCCGACUGAUGCUAAACUCUUAGAAUUUUCUGUUAAGGAGAAUUACACAUAAACACAUAGCCCAAAGUUGUGCACUACACCUCAACCAUAUUAUUUUCAGGUUAUUUGAUGUGUUUCAAUGUGAUCAAUGCUUUGUCCCCUGCCCCCCCUCAUGUCCUCUGCCCAUAUAUCAAGUUCUUGUUGGAUGUGGCUUACGUUAUAUUUUCUAUGACAUUGUCUGGUACUUGAGUGCCUACUGAAUGUGCAACGACCAUCUCAAGUAUUCAGUUGAAUACAUUGGAUCCUUUCACUUCAGGGCGGCGUGACCUUUCCCUAACAGAACUCUCGUGUCGAUGGAUUGCUAAUGUAUUUGUGCUGAGCAGGCCAUGGGGAUUUGGACUGUCCCUGAUUGUACUGUGUGACUGCCUAUCUAAUCCCUCCUCAGGCAUGCUCAACCAAUCGCAUGCUCUGUCAGUGUCUAAUUCAGUCAUGACCUAAAUUAAAUUAUUUAAUUUCGCGUCUGCGAGUACAGCAUACUUGUGUUUUUUUUCUUGAUUGUUUUGAUAAGGUGUAUGUAUGCCAUAACUUAUGUAUUGUAUUUAACAUCAAUAUGGAAUUAGUGCAAAAUGAUUAAUAUUGCUACUGGUAUGUUCUGCAAAUAAAUCCCAAAAUUACAAAAUUA
This is a messenger RNA of Alosa alosa (allis shad), 1938 nucleotides long. RefSeq names its product calcium modulating ligand (gene camlg). The transcript has 4 exons. NCBI's taxonomy places the organism in Eukaryota, Metazoa, Chordata, Actinopteri, Clupeiformes, Clupeidae. Gene Ontology annotation, biological process: tail-anchored membrane protein insertion into ER membrane. Gene Ontology annotation, cellular component: GET complex. The record is from RefSeq and is a predicted model, not a curated record. Bases 160 to 1050 code for a protein of 296 amino acids.